Oldenlandia corymbosa var. corymbosa is the source of this 1247-nucleotide messenger RNA. The record is from the annotation of a GenBank genome assembly. Lineage: Eukaryota; Viridiplantae; Streptophyta; Magnoliopsida; Gentianales; Rubiaceae.
AGAAGAUGAGAUAAAACGCUAUUCAUUGAUAUUUUUAAAAAAUAUUUGUAAAAUAUUGCCAUAGAUCAAGAUGGCAUCAAUAUUCUAUCACAUUAUCUUCUUUUGCAUAUUUAUCCUGAGAACAACAACUGCUUUGGAUGGUAGUUUCUACCAAAACUAUUAUCCUUAUACUACAGAUUCGACCACUUUAAGCUUCUUGACGGAGGAGGAAAUGAUGAAGCGCAACUCACGUUGGAUCAAUUCUCAGGGGCUGGAUUUAUGUCUAAGUUAGAGUUUCAAUGGGGAAGGUUCCACAUGAGAAUGAAGAUACCCAAACCAAAAACUAAAGGAAUCAUUCCAAACUUCUACGUAAUCGUUUCAUUGCAAAUUGAUCUAUCAUUUCAUUUUUAUGAAUUACAACGUCUUGCCGUUAUUAUAAGUUUUUUUUUUAAUUUAUCCUAAGUUUCAUUUAGUAUGUUUUUACAAUUAAAACUAAAAUUUUAAAAACAUAUUUUCACAUUUAUUGUAUUAUCAUUUUUAAGAUUUUAUUUUCAAUUAAAAGAGUACAAUAAGAGAAUUUAGAAUAAAUCAAAAUACACAAUAUCGCAAUGUAUAGAAUACAUAAGUGAAUCAAAUCUAAAAGAAACAAAUUAAUAUUGAGAUGUAUAGAAUUUGUAAUGAUUUGGAUGUUCACAAAUUAACCGCAGUUAAUAUCGCGCAAAAAGACAGAUGAUCAUACGGAGCUUGACUUCGAGUUCUUGGGGACGACAGGGAUUUUGCAAACAAACAUGUUUGCAAAUGAUUUCGGGGGAAGAGAGCAACGUUUUCAUCUCUGGUUCGAUCCUUCUGAGGAUUUCCACUCUUACAGCAUCUUAUGGAAUCAGCAUCAAGUUGUAUUUUUUGUGGAUGAUUUUCCGAUUACUGUGUUCAAGAAUAACUCGGCGAUCGGAGGGAAGUUUCCGUCGGAGCCAUUGCAUAUAGAGGCCACGAUAUGGAAUGGAACUUGGGCGGGAAAUGUGAAUUGGAGUCUUUCCCCUUUCACUACUUAUUACCAGAAUUUCACAAUAACCGGCUGCCAAGCUGAUUAUCUUCACCCUGAGAAAUGUUCAUCCCCUGAGUUCGAAUGGAAUGAGGAAGAUCAAUGGGAACUUAAUCCACGACAGAGACAACAACUUCGUGACAUCCGAAAACUCCACAUGUUUUAUGAUUACUGCGACCAAGUCAAUGCCACUUUGACAUAUCCAGAAUGUGCUGUUUCUAAAAUGUAA